Messenger RNA from Aspergillus terreus NIH2624, 954 nucleotides. RefSeq names its product ankyrin repeat domain-containing protein. The record is from RefSeq and is a predicted model, not a curated record. Gene Ontology annotation, molecular function: protein binding. The transcript has a single exon. NCBI's taxonomy places the organism in Eukaryota, Fungi, Ascomycota, Eurotiomycetes, Eurotiales, Aspergillaceae. The coding region runs from base 1 to 954 and encodes 317 amino acids.
AUGCGUUCCGUCUUCAGAAAAGGAGAACCAACUAUUGUCGGAGAGUCUUCCAACAGUGCGGAUGCCAAUGAGAACGUCGACGCUUGCGGUGACCUGUUCAAAGCAGCAAAAGCAGGUAAUGUGCCGAAGAUCAGGGAGCUACUGGAUGCAAACCCAGAAGAUGUCGACAAUAGAUGCAAGGCAUGUCGCAAUGUUACUCCCGUGAUUGUCGCCGCUGUCUCCGGCCAGCAACGGGCCGUGGAGGAGCUCUGUAACCGCGGCGCAAAUGUCGAACUUCGGGACAUCGACGGCUACACAAUUAUCAAAUUGGCCCUUGACGCCGGACAGAGAGAUAUUGCCGAAUAUCUCGUCUGUCGUUACCCGGACAUGACUAUCACGGACCCUCGUCUCCCCAAGGGCGCACUAUGGCUGGAAAAGGAAUUUUGGAAAAUGUCCAACAAUAUCUCGGACAAAUCGAGCAAGCCUCCAAAGAAUGUUCUGGAUUACCUCCUUACUGGCGAUGAAAAGCGGUACAAGCCUAUCAAGGACCGGAACGUCUCCGAGAUCUACUGGGAGCAUAUUCUACUUCGCUAUAUCGGCGACGUUCCAUGUGAUAUUCGACGGAACUACUCUGACGAGCUAAAGAUGGCAUUCGUCGGGACAUUUGAUCGACUAUUAUACAAGCACUGCGGUAUUAAAGAGUCCGCGAGACUACUAAACUGCGUGCUACCUACCACUGCAUAUGAUGUUUACGGCACACAUGUGGCUUCGGAACAGGGUUGGGUGACAGAACGUUGGAGGUAUAAUGACGAAAAGACCAAAAUAACUGUUCCUGACGGCAUAGAUACUUUCUUGAUCAAUCCACAGGAAGGGAAAAUCGUGGUGAUGUUGAUUAAUUACAGGGUCUACAAGGAUGGGGUAUUCCUCGAUAACCCAGACCACUGCAGACUCAACAGACCAUGCGAAAGGGUCUGA